AUGUCUUCACAUGUUUCUAUAUGGACACUGCAGAAGCUGCUACCUGAAGGAAAGAGAAUAGAGUAUCGCUAUGCAAUCUGUAGUCUACAUAUACUCUCUGAUGCUGAAAAAGAUGUAUGUGUGCAUCAAUGGGAAAUACACUGUACUCCGAGAAACUUUGUACCUAAGGGUUCCGAAUAUUUUGAAGACGGCGGAGAAUUCGGUGUUUAUAAUGGUGAGGAAAAAAUAAAUAGAGGUUGGCUAACACGACAAAGUGAGGUUCUUCUGUACUUCCAUGAGGCCAGGGGAACAGAUAUGAUCACUGUAUUCCAUCCACACUCAGAUGAGGUGGAAGAAAACCAACCAACAGAACAGAAUGAUGUCUACUAUAGCUUCAAAGUCUCAGCCAAAACAGUCCAAAAAUCAUACGAGAAACAGCGGAAAAAGAGACGUCCUCAACAAAGUUCACCGGUUUCACCAGGAAAUAGCUCCUAUCAAUCGCCCGUUAAAGAGUCUGGUAGAUCUCAAUCUACCAAGAAGAGUAUCCCUGUCAGUGUCCAGGCACUGAAUAAGUAUGAAUACAGGCGUGCUGAACAAGGUGAAUUUGGACACAUGUUUGAGGAUGAUAAUGACUAUUUAGUUUUCUCCACACAAACGUAUUAUCCAGAAUCUCUGGCAUUUACCAUUGAAGUUUUUGAGUAUCACACAAAUGAAGCCACGCCGUCAUCCUCUUCCUUCUCAACAUCUCCAGAAUAUCUCGGCGUGGCUCAUCUUCUACCUCGCAAUUUCAAAUCUACAUCUGGUUAUGCUCAUGUGUCUAUUCAUGGUAAAGAUCAGCAACCAGUCGGUGAACUAACGGUUCAGUAUCUGGUUGUACGCUGUCUUGAUACUGAUCAGAGCAAUAUGCAAGUCAGUUAUGCAAAGCACUGGAAAAAGAGACGUCCUUUGAAUGUUGGUCAUCGUGGGAGUGGCAUAUCACAUGAUUCCAGCUUAGCAGAGUUCCCUGCUCUGCAUUUAGCACCGGUAAAAGAGAAUACCAUAGCUUCUUUUCAGUCUGCUGCAUCUUGUGGAGUUGAUAUGAUUGAAUUUGAUGUAUUGCUAACCAAAGAUCGGAUACCUGUAGUAUUCCAUGAUUUCAGUGUCUAUCUCAAUAUGAAAAAGAAAUUAGCAUCUGAAGACAGUGUUGAGUUGUUUGAAGUUCCUAUAAGCGAGUUGACUCUGGACCAGUUACACCUUCUGCGGGUAAGCCAUUCCAGCCGAGCCAACCAUCCACAGGAUGGUCCGGAUGAUGAAGACAACCCAGAUUUGCAGCCAUUUCCAACCUUGAGAAAGGUAUUUGAAAAUGUACCAGAUCAUCUUGGAUUCAACAUUGAAAUUAAAUAUCCACAAAUAUACGCGACUGGAAUUCCCGAGCAGAAGAGUGAGUUUAUUGAAAGAAAUGUAUUUGUGGAUACGAUAUUGAAAGUUGUAUUAGAGUAUGCUGGUUGUAGACGAAUCAUUUUCUCAUGUUUUGAUCCUGAUGUUUGUACCAUGAUACAACUGAAACAAAAUAAAUUUCCAGUUUUAUUUCUGAACUAUGGAGAAACUGACAGAUAUCCCAGCUUCACAGAUCAACGAUGUCAAGAACCAUCCACUGCAAUGCUAUGGGCUUUAUCUCAAGGCUAUUUGGGUCUGAGUUCUCACACUGAGGACUUUUUGAAUGAGAAGUGGUUGUUGACAGCUGUCAAAGAAUCUGGGUUGGUUUUAUUUUGCUGGGGAGAAGACAAUAAUAAGCGUGAAGUUAUGGCAGAGUUGAAACAAUUUGGAGUGGAUGCCAUAAUUUAUGACAGAGUUCAUGAUCCAGACGAACCAAAGGAGAAUAUCUUUCUUGUCGAACAGCGAGAUAAGCGUUAUUUGAUGAAUACUAUUGCACAGUUGAGCACAGAAGAUACAUUUUCCAGUUUGACCGGCACUUCUGCAUUACCCAAGAACCUUCCAGAAAGUUCUUGUGAUUAAGGAAAGAUGAAUGGUAGACUGUGAAUCAAUGGAUUUUCCCAUUCUUUAAUAAAUACUUUCCAUUUCCAGACACAAUUGGUUUAUUGUAGUAUUUGCUGAUUUAGAUUUUAACAUUGUAAUAUUAUAAGUCAUCUGUGAUGGCUAUAAAUUAUUAGGAAUUUACACUCUAUUAGUUGUAAUGUUAGUUUGUUUUUUUUUAAUCGAAAAUUUUAUGAUUUGCCAUCUCUUAAAAAACUAAAUUUUAUAAAUUACAGUACCAUGGUACUCAUUUUUGGGUGGUAUUUAUAUUAAGUUAAAUCUAAGAUAAUAUUACUGAAGGCUUGUGAAAUUUUUCUGCAUGGAGUAUCUUCAUAAUAUCGACAAUAUGCAUAUCUAUGAAUAUGUAUUAAGAUAUGAAUAUUUUCAGGGAUUUUGUUCGACAUGAUUCUAUUGUCAAUUAGUCUCAUCUUUAGAAUAAACUUUGUAAAUAUACAACUAAUACAGUUUUA
This is a messenger RNA of Saccoglossus kowalevskii, 2462 nucleotides long. RefSeq names its product glycerophosphocholine phosphodiesterase GPCPD1-like. NCBI's taxonomy places the organism in Eukaryota, Metazoa, Hemichordata, Enteropneusta, Harrimaniidae. Gene Ontology annotation, molecular function: glycerophosphocholine phosphodiesterase activity; starch binding. The record is from RefSeq and is a predicted model, not a curated record. Gene Ontology annotation, biological process: glycerophospholipid catabolic process.